Molecule: messenger RNA, 1443 nt
Organism: Ostertagia ostertagi
Lineage: Eukaryota; Metazoa; Nematoda; Chromadorea; Rhabditida; Trichostrongylidae
Source: the annotation of a GenBank genome assembly
AUCAUUCGACCUACUGAGAAAACGUUGCUGCGCCGGGUGAUUGAGGUGUGCACUACGGUGGAGACCGGUAAAUGGAAUGGAACGGCAAGCACUGAUAGCGUAGAUGAUAGCGAUGUGGAGGAGAGAGCUCGCGCGCAGCAACAGGUACGAAGAGGUCGAAAGCGUGCAGUGGAUACGGAUGCGCAAAAGAUGCGGGCGUUGAUGCAGCAGUCGAUGUUAUCCCAAAUGGGUGAUCUGCCUUUAGCAGCCGCCAUGCUGCAAUCUGCAAUGUUCAUGCCGCAACUCAUGGGAAACAACGCUGCAGCGGCGCAACUUCUUGGGUCAUUGUUUGCCAUGGCUGCAGGAGCAUCUGGCACUUCAGCUAGUUCUUCCGGAGCAGGUGGCUCAGCAACAGCAGGAACUUCGGCUGCUGCAGCGUCGUCUCAUGCUGCUGCCGCACUUCUAGCCAGUGCAGCUGCUUCAGGAUCCGCGGGAAUGGAGGCUGAUGUUCUUAAUUUAACAAAGAAGGCUGAACCACCAGCCGUUACAUCUGCCUCGCCAGCUCCUUCAACCUCUUCUGCUCCUGCACCCUCAACAUCUCAGCAGCAACAGCAGUCGGCCGCGAUGGGUCAACUCGGACUGAAUGAGCUUAUCAUCCUUGCCAGCCUACCACCUGAUACGAGGAUUCCGGUCCUAAACACACAAACAAAGGAGCGGUUAUUGGGUGAAUCUGCACCAAAGCUGAAAAACCUCAGUGCAUGGCUAACAUCGCAUCCCACCUACACAUUGGAUCUCGCUAGUUUAGGAAAAGAACCACCACCAUCUGUUCCAACCCCCGUGGUCACAUCUGCUGCAGCCGAUUCCACUCCAUCAAGCGCCAAGCCGUCAGCUCCUCCAACUCCUAAGCCUUCUACUCCAAAACCUCUGAGCGCAGCUACCACUCCUGCCCCUAGUUCAAAGCCGGUGAGCGCGGCACCAACACCAGCGCCAGCACCGCUCACCCCGAAGCCGGAGUCUAGUCCUCGUCUAGAGCCUGGUGAGAUCCCCAAGAAAGCAUCAAAUGCAGGGGCUUCUAGUAUUGGAAGCGCUGGGGAUGGACCCGUCUCCGUGUUCAGUAGGUGGGUAUUAUUCACUUUUGUUUUUUCAUCUCAUAGUGGCACUUCGUUCAAUUUCUCGGAAGUUUGCCAAACAAGAGAUUUAAGACUGACUGGAGCUUUGCUUCCUGCUUCGAAAUGGCCAACGCUGAGUAAAUUGGCUUCAUGGCUUGACGCUCAUCCCGAAGCAAACGUACAUAGCAGUAGUGUACCUGUUGCUCAGUUGGUGGUGGGAAUGUCGCAUCCAGAACGACUUGGAGGAGAUCCUGUUGCUAUUGCGAAUGCCGCUGGACCCUCUUCGUCUGCAGCUACAAAAUCAUCUGACAAGGCAGCUAGCAGCAGCAGUGUCUUCGGAGGUGAUUCUACUUCU